AUGUCCAUUGAUUAUGGCACGGACUGGUUCAAAGUGGGCCUUAUCAAACCCGGCAUGCCUUUAGAUGUUGCAUUGAACAAGGACUCUAAGAGAAAGACACAAUCAGUGGUGACUAUUCGCCAUGAUGAGCGUAUUUAUGGUAGUGAUGCUAUUAGUUUAGCUGGUCGAUUCCCCCACUUGACUUAUUCCAAUUUGAAGAGUAUUGUUGCGAAGCGUUUUGAUGACCCUCUCACAGAAGAAUUCCGUCACCGAUAUGUAAACAAUAUGGUGCUUGAUUCUACUCGAAAUAUGCCAGCAUUUCUUCAUAAUGAAACUCAACAAUUAUCGAUCGAAGAAUUAAUUGCUUAUCAAUUCCAGAAUGCUAAACAACAAGCUUCUGCUACUGCUGGUGAGAAAGUUAAGGAUGUUGUCAUCACUGUUACACCAUUUGCCAAUCAAUACGAACGUCAAUCUAUUUUGGACGCAGCCGAACUUGCAGGUUUAAAUGUCUUGUCUUUAAUGCACGAUGAAACUGCUGUGGCGCUUAAUUUUGCAGUCAACCGCGAGAUUGGAAAGACAGCCGAGAACCAUAUUUUCUAUGACAUGGGUGCAGGUUCCACUGUUGCCUCUAUCGUAACUUUCUCAAAUGUAGAAACAAAGGAAGGAAAAAAGACACGUACCGCUCCUCAAUUAGAAGUUAGAGGUGUGGGUUUCGAUCGUACUUUGGGUGGUCACGAAUUGGAUGUACGUCUUCAAACUUUGUUGGCAGAUGGUUUCAUGAAGAUCAAUAAAGCUAGUGUGAAGGGAGACAUUAAAUCUUCGGAUAGUGCCAUGACCAGAUUGUUAAAGGAAGCAAACAGAGUUAAGCAAAUCUUGAGUGCCAAUACCGAGACAACCGCAUCUAUUGAAAACUUGCAUGAAGGCCUUGAUUUCAAGCUCAAGGUGACUAGAGCUGAAUUGGAAAAUAUCUGUAAAGAUUUGAUUGCUCGCGUUAGAAGUCCUAUCGAGGAUGCAUUGAAGGCUGCUAAUAUGACUGUGGAUGACAUCGACUCUGUUGUCCUUGUUGGUGGUGGUGUUCGUGUCCCAUCUGUCCAAGGUCAAUUGGUUGAUCUUGUUGGAGCUCAAAAAAUCGCAAAGAAUGUUAAUGCAGAUGAAGCUGCUGUUUUGGGUGCCGCUUUCCGUGGUGCCUCUCUCAGCAACCAAUUCAGAUUGAGCAAGCAAAUCAGUAUCAAGGAUGUUACCCUUUUCCCUAUUCAAGUUGCCUACACUCCCGAAAACAAGGGCAAGGAAGCUAAAGCAGCUGUUCACACCACCCUCUUUGAAAAGUUUGGUACCAUUGGCACUCGCAAGAUCAUGACAUUUAACCGUGUCAGUGACUUUGAAUUCGAGCUUGCUUAUGGAAAGGAUGCUAAUGCUGGUAUGGAUGAUAUUGCUAAAGUCAAGAUCUCUGGUUUGACAGAAGCCAUGAAGAAACAUAAGGACGAUAUCAAGGCCUCUGAGAUUCCACCCAAGGUCCGUGUCACCUUUGAAUUGUCUAACUCCGGUAUGAUUUCUGUGCCUGAAGCAACCCUUCAACUCGGAAAAUUGACUUUCAAGGAAAAGGUAAAGUCAUUCUUUGGUGGAAAGGAUGGCAAUGCCGAAGAAAAGAAAACGGAGGGUGAUGCAAAGCAAAACGAAACCGCUACAGAAGAUGCUAAAACCAAGACUGCUACAACCGAGGAGCCCAAAGAAAGUGUUUCUAUUACAAAGGUUCCUUUGGUCAUUGAAUACACUCCUACUGGUAUUAUUCCUCUUAGCGAGAAAGAUAAGGCUAUCGCUAAGCAAAGAAUUAAUGAACUCGAUAUCAUGGAUAACAAAAAGAAACUUCGUGAAGAGUCUCGUAACGCUUUAGAAACUUUUGUUUAUCGUGUUCAAGACUUUUUGUACAAUGAUGUUGUUGAAAUUGUUGCUGCAGAACAGGAAGUCGAGAAAUUUAGAGAGCUUCUUUCCGAGAUUUCUGAAUGGAUCUAUGACGAGGGAGAACAUGCUGAUACACACGUUUAUACCAGCAAGCUUAAGGAACUUCAAUCCAUUGAAAAUCCUAUCCAACAUCGUGUUAGGGAAUACAAUCAACGUCAAAACAACAUUGAUCAUGUUUCUACUACAGCUAAGCUCGCUCGUGAUUUUGUCAAUAGCAUCCGCGCCAAAGAAGAAGAGGCUCGCUACCACACUGAAGAAGAGCUUGAGGGCUUGAUGGAUGCAACUGAAAAGGUUGAGAAAUGGAUGGCUGAACAAGUGGAAGCCCAAAAGAAGCUUGCUGAAACCGAGGAUCCUGUUAUUGUUACCUCCAAGGUGGCCGAAAAGGUUAAGGCAGUUGAAGAGCAUUUAAUGAAAUUGCUUAGUAAGAAGAAGCCCAAGAAGGUUGUUCAACCCAAGAAGGAAGAAGAACCUGUUGAAACCAACGAGACCCAAGAGGAAAUCGUUAAAGACAGCGAACCCAAGACUGAGGAGCAUCAACAUGAUGAACUUUAA
This is a messenger RNA of Mucor mucedo, 2490 nucleotides long. Its product is annotated as heat shock protein 70 family. Bases 1 to 2490 code for a protein of 829 amino acids. The record is from RefSeq and is a predicted model, not a curated record. Lineage: Eukaryota; Fungi; Mucoromycota; Mucoromycetes; Mucorales; Mucoraceae. Gene Ontology annotation, biological process: cellular response to hypoxia; negative regulation of hypoxia-induced intrinsic apoptotic signaling pathway; endoplasmic reticulum unfolded protein response. Gene Ontology annotation, molecular function: ATP binding; ATP-dependent protein folding chaperone. The transcript is spliced from 8 exons. Gene Ontology annotation, cellular component: endoplasmic reticulum chaperone complex.